This is a messenger RNA of Etheostoma spectabile (orangethroat darter), 3777 nucleotides long. RefSeq names its product cadherin-related family member 1. Gene Ontology annotation, biological process: homophilic cell-cell adhesion. The transcript is spliced from 18 exons. Gene Ontology annotation, molecular function: calcium ion binding. The coding region runs from base 296 to 2875 and encodes 859 amino acids. Lineage: Eukaryota; Metazoa; Chordata; Actinopteri; Perciformes; Percidae. The record is from RefSeq and is a predicted model, not a curated record. Gene Ontology annotation, cellular component: plasma membrane.
UGCAUGUGUGGAGAGGUGUGAUAAUCACACCGUAUUGUGUGAAACCUGAACUCACUUGACUCCACGCGUAGUUUUUCCGGAGAAAUCGGAGAGAGAGAGAGAGCAGUGUGGUGGAAGAUGUCUGCGGAGGGAAGGGAUGCGUCACUGGAUUAGUGCCUGAGAAUCAGUCCCAGCCUCUUCAUCCUGAGCUGCUGAGACUCCUCCAGAAGGACGCAACACUCUCUGCUCGUUUGCCCUUGUUUUCCUUCCACGAAGCCUUCCACAUGAGCCAGCCAAGCUGUGCCUCCCCACCAGGAUGAAGAAAGAAAAGAAAACACAUCCUUUACUAUUUCUCCUCCUGCUUCACUUCACCUUGGCAAGGCAAUCCGACUAUGCUCCGUAUUUUUAUGAUAAUGGACCCAGCAUAGCAAAUGGGAAUAUGGCCUUGUUCAGCAUCUCUGAGGAUACACCAGUUGGGACACAGAUAUACAUUCUGAAUGGUACUGAUCCAGAGGGAGAUCCGGUGCGAUAUGGUCUGACUUUUGAAAUGGGCUCCAAAGAAUAUUUUAGGGUGGACUCCAAAUCAGGAAACGUGACAUUGAUUCAGGAGCUCGACAGAGAGAAACAACAUGAAAUCUCAGCGCUUGUGAGCAUAACAGAUGGUCGCAAUAAAGUUGUUGAGACGAUUAGAGUGUUUGUCACUGAUGUCAAUGAUGAACCACCGGAAUUUCAAAACCUGCCUUUCAUCAUUGACAUCCCAGAGGAUACUGCUCCAGGAAGUAGCAUCUACAAGGUCCAAGCAGUGGACAGAGAUAUGGGAUCAGGAGGCAGCGUUUCAUAUUAUCUUCAGACCUCACCGUUUGCCAAGUUUACCAUUGAUGGGAACAGCGGAAUCCUAAGAGUCAAACCUGGUGAGACUUUGGACUACGAGACCACGCCCACACACUUUGUGAUGGUGGUUGCAAAGGACGGAGGUGGAAAGUACAAGGGGAAGGACCAGGUUUUGACCUCCACAGCCACCAUGACAAUCAAUGUACUUGACGCCCAAGACAUGCCUCCAUCCUUCAUAGGAACCCCUUACUUUGGCUAUGUCUACGAAGUCUCAGUUCCUGGUUCUGAAAUAUUCACCGUUUAUGCUAAAGAUGGAGAUCAAGGCAAUCCUAACCCAAUACAUUAUUCCAUUAUGAAUGGUAGUGAUGGUGUCUUUGACAUAAAUAGCACGAGUGGAUGCAUCACCCUGACAACUUAUCCAACUCUGCUGAAAAAUGAAUUAUAUGAAAUUAUAGUCAAGGCGUUUGAGGUAGGACCAAACAGUCAGCUGCAGGACUACGAUGUUACCACGGUAACAGUCCGGGUGGUGGACCUCAACAACCAUCCUCCGACCUUUUACGGAGAGAAUGGACCACAGAGCAAGUUUGAGGUCACCAUGUACGAGCAUCCUCCUCCAGGGGAGAUCCUGCGGGGCUUUAAGAUUACCGUCAAUGACUCCGAUCAGGGAGCAAACGCUAAAUUUAAACUGAGACUAGUGGGGCCGAGUCGAGUGCUGCGAGUGGUUCCCCAGACAGUCCUCAAUGAAGCGCAGGUGACCAUUAUUGUGGAAGACACGUCUGGCAUCGAUUAUGAAAAAGGACCAACCCUUUAUUUUAAGCUUCUGGCGGUGGAGAUCGACACUCCUGAGAGGUUCAGUGCAACAGCUGACAUAGUCAUCAACCUGCUGGACACCAACGACAACAUCCCCAAAUUCACAUCUGAGUUUUACAUCGCCAGGGUCCCUGAGAACUCUUUGGGAGGCUCCAGUGUUGUGUCUGUAACAGCAAAUGAUCCAGAUUCAGGGCCCUGGGGUGAAGUCAAGUAUACGAUUUAUGGAUCAGGAUCAGAUUUGUUUGCCAUCCAACCGUCAUCAGGCCUCAUCUCCACGCAGCCCUGGACCAGUCUGGACGCAGAGGUCAGGUCUAAAUACAACUUCUACGUCAAGGCUGAAGAUUCGGAGGGAAAGUACAGCUUGUCUGAAGUCUUUGUCACUGUAUUGGACGUGAACGAUCACUCUCCAGCAUUUGAUGAAAACCUCCUGGAAAAGACUAUGAUAAUUGGGAUACCUGUCAGAGUAGAGGCGGUGGAUGAAGAUGCAGAGUCUCCAAACAAUGUCAUUGAGUACUCCAUAAUGACGGCUGAUCCUGACAACGCGUUUGAUAUCAACGCAGACACUGGAGAUAUCAAGCUGAAGCCGUACAUCAAGUCCAUGGAGAUUGUGCAGAACAUCACCAUGCAGAAGCACUGCAAGUGGUCUCUGGUGGUCCAAGCCAGGGACAGAGGCUCUCCAUCCUUCAGCACAACAGCCGUGGUCAACAUCGAUAUCACAGAGGCGACUCCUCUCAAGGGGCCUAUGGCGGCCUUUUUAUUGAAAAGUAGGGACAAUCCAAUGAAAGCACUAGGGAUGGUCACUGUUAUCAUUAGCUUAUUGGUAGGGGUGACUGUCUUGAUCUCUACGGCUAUGUACAUGCGUAACUCAAAGUCAAACAGGAUCCUGCCAGCACGUCGCAUCAUUAAGAGGCGACCAAGGGACCAGCAGCCCUGGAACGUCAACAUGCCUGUUAUCAGAUUCGUCAACCCCGCCGAUAAGUUCCGUAUUCUCAACCAAGAGGGCAGCCACCAGUGGGGAACCUGCAGCUCCCGGGCGAAGCCUCCUCCUCCCAGUGCUCCUCCGCCCCCGUCUAACACAUGGUCUAAUGAGAGAACUCGGACGGUCCCAACAAUAUCUGGUGUGCUGGCUUCCAAAGGAUCAAAGAAAACUAAAUCUAAUCGCUGCAAAGAGGGAAAUGUCAGCUCUGCUUUGGUGUCGGAGCUUAAAAUGAAGCUUGAGCAGAAAAUCAUUGAGAGCAACCAAGGCUAUUAUUAACUCUGUCAUACAAAUGUCUUGUUUAAGGUUAUUUGACGAGUCUCCUGCUCUUAGGGUUCUUACCUUCAUGUGAUGAUCUGGUAGUAUGGGCCUACCUGUAGAUUAUUCACUAGUAAAUGGUAACAGAGGUGUUACUGGAAUGUAAACAGAUAUGUAUGUCUUAAAAUGAGAUAUUAAACAAGUGGGCAUCCCCUGUUGAAGGGGAAGAGAGGAGACCGGUCGAGUCUGUCUCUGGUGCAGGGGGAGAUAAUUCACCACACUGCCAUCCUGAGGAAUAUUACGUAAUUUAAGGAAGUAUCACUGUAAAUUGCCCAGCGAGAGGAUUACUAAGAUUUACUGUGCAUACAUAAGUUGCAUAACGUUUUGCAUAAUAAGUGUAAUUUAAUGGUUUAAACACAUCUAGGAUUUCAUCCAAUAAAUCAUACUAAAAACAUUUCUUCUUGCUCACUGGAGCGUGCAGCUGAAUGACACGGUCAUGAAGAACGACACUUCUUAUAAAGUGCUGAAAGACCUGAGUGUUAUUUUUUUUUUUUACUGUGUUACAUCAGCAGCUUAAAAGCUACGAGGUUGCGCUUUUGUAUGAUUACAAUGUGCCACUGUAGGGUUUCACAGUUACACAAGUUAAUAGAAAUGCUUUUCUUCAUUUAAAUGUGUAAUUCUAGAAAGAAAUGUUUUUAUAUAAAUAACAUGGGUCCAUUUUAAAUGUCUAUAUAUGCAUAUAUUACAAGAUAUGACCAUUUCCCAGUUGUAUCUUGCAGAAGUAACUAGCAUACGGUACAAAAUUAACUAUCUAACGCCACUUAAGAUUUCAAGCACAUAUCACUAUGUACUGUAUAUAACCAGGACAUUUCCUUUACAAAUAUAGUUAUUGAAAUAUAGAGUCUGUGUAGAAUAUUUAGGUU